CCUAUGAAGCGCAUAGUCGCAGUUAGUUAGGGGCAUAUUCCAUGGCCAUGUCGCAGCGGAUGAGAAGGUUCUGCUUUCAGCUGCGUCUCAAGUCGACGCAAUUGUUCAUUUUGGCCGGUUCGGUGGUGUUGUCGCUGCUCGUGUCGCUGCUCUGCAUUGGCUUCACCAUACGCUACGAGGUGGAGCACGAGGUGGCCAAUGUGGGCGACGUGGACUACUGGAAGGAUGCGGUGUCCGCCGAGCAGAAGCUCUGGUACGACAAGGGCAUUGAGGAGCUCAAGUGGGCGCUGCGUGUGCACUCCAAGCGCAGCCAGCCCCAAGAUGUGUGGCUGCUAAUGAUCCACGGCAUUGAUGCGCCCGCCCUGGCGGCGGCACGUUUCAACGGCUCACAGCAUUCGGGCUACAUCUGGGAUCGAUUCCCGCAUGCGGCACGGCUGAAGAACAGCUGCAGCUACAGUUCGCCCUGCGAUGCGUCGGCUGUUUUCCGUGCCCUCUGGACGGGUGUGCCGCUGGCAGCUGCUCAGCGUGUGCGGAGCAACUGCAGCGCGGCGCCCGGCCAGCUGCACAGCGUGCUGCGCCAGGCCCAGCUGGCGGGCCUACGGACCGGCUUUGUGACCAAUCAACGUCUGACGGGCGCCAUGGGCGCCGCACUGUACGCGGAGGUGGAGCAAAGCAGCUGGGAAUGCGAUGGCCUGAUGCCGGUGGGUGCCAUUGAGUCCGGCUGCCAGGAUGUGGCCCAGCAGCUCAUCUCGGGUGCAACGGGGCAGGCGUUAAAUGUGCUGCUAGGCGGCGGCCGGCAGCUGUUCAAUGCCAAAGUGCCCACAUAUGCGUGGGAUCCGACGGAUGAGCUGCUGUGCCGCGCCAGAGCUGGACGCAAUUUGUUGCGCGAUUGGCGCAAUCAAAAACUGAAAAGCAAGCCCAUGCCACGCUUCGAGCUGGUGCAGCAUGAGCAGGAGCUCAGCUCCAUCAAUGGCAGCAGCCUGGACUAUCUGCUGGGCGUGCUUGCCAAUGGGGAUUUGAGCGCCAACUCCCGGGCGCCCACGCUGCAAUUGAUGCUAAAUCGAACGCUGCAGGUACUCAGGCGUCCGGGUGUGGGCCAUCUGUUAAUUGUGGAGCACUAUGUGCAGCCGCACAUGGUUGCCCGGCAGCAGCUGCAGCUGCUCAAUGCGACGCUGGCCCGUUUGAUGGGCCAAAAGGAUCUGCUGACAAUGGUGCUGCUCACAAAUGGCAAUUAUCUCAGCUCCAGUCGGGAUGUCAGCGGGGAAACGCAGCUGGUCAGCACUUUGGAGGAGUCUCUUCAAGGGCCCGAGCUGCAGUUGCAGCGCAGGCUGCAGCAGUUGCCAUCUGAGAGUCUGCUCUUUGCACAGGGACCCAAGUCCUUGCUCUUCUAUGGUGUGCACGACGAAACCUAUCUGGCUCAGGCUCUGUCCUAUGCCCUGGGCAUUGACGUUUUUGGCAGGCAGCUCUAGGCAGCAGCUAAGACAAACCUCACAACAAUUUGUGGUUCGCUGGUUCAGUUCACGGUUCGAACAAAUUCCUUGUUCUCGAGGUUCCCGGCCUGAACCUUGUCAUAUCUGUUAACUCAGGUUUUGUUUGAAUACCUUUAUUAAAAAUGAAAUUUCUUUUCUAGACAUCAUUUUAUUCUUUGAGCAAUUGUUUGUAGGAGAAGAAGCAGUAUGCAGAUGGAGGCAUUUCCGAUCCCAAACCUUUAUCAGGACAAUGAGCUGAGUCGAUCUGGGCAUAUAAGCCCCUCAGUCCGUCGGUCUGUCCGAUUGUCCAUUUUUCAUCCGAUAUGUUCUCCCACUUUAGAAAUAUACGUACAUAAAUAUAGAUUUGGCGCUUUGGUUUCUUCAGCACAACUGGAAAGGCAUAAAAGCUAGACAUGCUGUCUAGGGUCUUGUAUAGUGUAUCUACAGAUUAAAUAUAUUUUUUCAUUUUUAAUGCCUUCCCAUAAGUAAAUACCUAAAAUUUUUACAUUAGAGCUUUGCACUUUGGUAUAUAGUAUAUCUUUUCUUUGUAAGCUCUGUAUUAAAGCGCUGAAAAUUUGAUGAGGAUCGGACGCUAUGCACCGGAGUUAAUCAAGAAUGCAUUGCCUAUGCAGAGGACUUAUGGGAAGAAGAAGAAGAACAGGCUGUGACAUAACCGGAUCACUAACUAUGCUGCUUCUUUUUAAGUCAAAUCUUAUUUAGAUUGCAUUACUAUAUUAUAAAGCCCUAUGGAAAGAAUCGGUCGAAGAAGGAUUUUAUGCAUAGUAAAAUAGUUCUCACAUAUCAAGGGUAUUAAAUCUGCGGCGUGCCGUAGAUAUGCCGACUUUCAUUCAUAAUCUAUUUCCGAUGAGUUUCUCGUUUCUUUUGUUGUUUCAACCCAAU
Messenger RNA from Drosophila novamexicana, 2369 nucleotides. It is a transcript of the gene Alp13, whose product is annotated as alkaline phosphatase. The record is from RefSeq and is a predicted model, not a curated record. Bases 42 to 1469 code for a protein of 475 amino acids. Gene Ontology annotation, molecular function: alkaline phosphatase activity. The transcript is spliced from 2 exons. Lineage: Eukaryota; Metazoa; Arthropoda; Insecta; Diptera; Drosophilidae. Gene Ontology annotation, biological process: dephosphorylation.